Gastrolobium bilobum is the source of this 702-nucleotide messenger RNA. RefSeq lists its product as uncharacterized. Gene Ontology annotation, biological process: protein ubiquitination. The record is from RefSeq and is a predicted model, not a curated record. The coding region runs from base 1 to 702 and encodes 233 amino acids. The transcript has a single exon. NCBI's taxonomy places the organism in Eukaryota, Viridiplantae, Streptophyta, Magnoliopsida, Fabales, Fabaceae. Gene Ontology annotation, cellular component: cytoplasm. Gene Ontology annotation, molecular function: ubiquitin protein ligase activity; zinc ion binding.
AUGGAGCAGCAACAUCAAGCACUUUCAAAUGUCAAGCCCACAGUUACAGCUGCAGAUUUCUUCAGAUUCGAAGUUACUGUUACACUGCGACACAUCUCAAGUACUCGUGUUAUAAACAUAUCAACCUUACUCCAAACCACUGAACACGUAAGGUGCAAACACUUCUUCGAAAGUACUGCUCAAGAUCUCCAACAAACUGCAUUAGAUUUCCUACGAGCAUUGCUUUUACCCUACCCAUGGUCCUUGCAGUACUUUACCCACGAUUGCCUUGAUGAAUUCUCAGGGAGCAUCAUACAUCAGGUUCAACAGCGUUUUGAUUUUAUAAAACCACAUGCCGGUUCAGAAGACCAAGGGCAAGUGUUCCCUUUGUCUCUGGAAAUCGUCUUGGAUGUGCCGUCAGUUGAAGAGAUUCAAGAGUCGGAGAGUGCAAUUAUGGAAGAAGAGUCUAUGCAAAGCGUUAGAAUGGUUCCGGCAUCCAAGAAUGCCAUCAAUUCUCUAAAGAAAUUCAAGGUUAUGAAACACAAUGAGCAUUGCACUAUCUGCUUGGAAGAGUUCGAUGUGAGUGGUGAUAAUGAUGAUGACGUGGCAGCCUCCGCAAUGCCCUGCGACCACGUGUUUCACCAACAAUGUAUUGUGCAAUGGCUGCAAACUAGUCAUGUGUGCCCUUUGUGUCGCUGCCCUAUGCCCACCGCCAACGAGUAG